GAGCCGAGUGCGGCUGCGCGGGAGAUUCAAAUCCGCGGCGGCUCGUCGCUGGUGCCGCGGUGUUGCUGCGGGCCUGCGUCCUCUCGCCAUGGAUAACCCGGGAAAUGUCCUUCAAAUGUUUGAAGCCCAUAUGCAGAGCUACAAGGGCGAUGACCCACUUGGUGAAUGGGAAAGUUACAUGCGGUGGGUAGAAGAGAAUUUUCCUGAGAAUAAGGAAUACUUGACAACUUUAUUAGAACAUUUAAUGAAGGAGUUUUUGGAUAAGAAGAAAUACCACAAUGACCCAAGAUUCAUCAAUUAUUGUUUAAAAUUUGCUGAGUACAACAGUGAUCUUCAUCAGUUCUUUGAGUUUCUGUACAACCAUGGGAUCGGGACCAUGUCAUCUCCUCUCUAUGUAGCCUGGGCGGGGCAUCUGGAAGGUCAGGGAGAGCUGCAGCAUGCCAGUGCUGUGUUUCGAAGAGGACUUCAAAACCAGGCCGAACCAAGAGAGCUGCUGCAACAACACUACAGGUUAUUUCAGGCACGCCUCACCGAAACGCAUUUGCCAACUCAAGUGAGAACCUCAGAACCUCUGCAUAAUGCUCAGAUUUUAAACCAAAUGAUGACAUCAAAAUCAAAUCCAGGAAAUAACUCAGCCUGCAUUUCUAAGAAUCAGGGUUCAGAAAUUUCUGGGGUAAUGUCUUCAGCUUGUGAUAAAGAGUCAAAAAAGGAACAAAGGGUGAUCCUGAUUUCUAAAUCAGGUUAUUCUGCACAAGCAUCUGCAGCAGCCAGAACUGAUGUUCAGCAGGUUGUUAUGUAUUGCAAGGAGAAGCUUAUUCGUGGAGAAUCAGAAUUUUCCUUUGAAGAGCUGAGAGCCCAGAAAUACAAUCAACGGAGAAAACAUGAACAGUGGGUAAAUGAAGACAGACAUUAUAUGAAAAGAAAAGAAGCAAAUGCUUUUGAAGAACAACUGUUAAAACAGAAAAUGGAUGAACUUCAUAAGAAAUUGUAUCAGGUGGUGGAGACUUCCCAGGAGAAUCUGCCUGAGUUCCAGGAAAGGUCUGAGGUUAAUCCAGCAUCUAUGGGGCCAAGCGUAAGCUCCCAGCAGGAACUGAGAGUUCCGUCUCUUCCAGCCAUCAAUCAUGAGACCUCAAAGAACAUAGGAGAGAAACCCAGAGAGGUGACUCCUGUUAUUCCUCCUAUGGCAAAUGCUGUCACUGCUGCUUUCGUGUCCCCAGCCAUCAGCCAGAGUCUGUUUCCUCCUGUUCCUUUGCCAGCUCAACCAGCGACAGACUCCAUGUUUACAGAGGCCAGAAAAGAUGCCAGAUGUGUGACUAAAAGCACUCAUGAAUUCAAGCCACCGAGCGGAGCAGAGAUAAAAGAAGGGUCUGAAACACAUAAGGUUGUUAACGCAGGUUCUUUUCAUACAACUCCAAACACGUCGCUGGGAACGGUUCAGGCGACCCCAUCCAGGGUGCAGCCAUCACCUACCGUACACACAAAAGAAGCAUUAGGUUUCAUCAUGAAUAUGUUUCAGGCUCCUACACUUCCUGAUAUUUCCGAUGACAAGGAUGAAUGGCCAUCUCUAGAUCAAAAUGAAGAUGCAUUUGAGGCCCAGUUUCAAAAAAAUGCAAGUUCUUCUGGGGCUUGGGGAGUCAAUAAGAUCAUCUCCUCUUUGUCAUCUGCUUUUCCUGUGUUUGAAGAUGGAAACAAAGAAAAUUAUGGAUUACCACAGCCUAAAAAUAAACCCGCAGGAGCCAGGACCUUUGGAGAACGCUCUGUAAGCAGAUUUCUUUCAAAACCCAAUGAAGUACCUCACACUGAAGAGUUUUCCGAUGACUCAACUGUCUGGGGUGUCCGCUGCAACAAAACCCUGGCACCGAGUCCGAAGAGCCCUGGACACUUCACAGCUGCCGCACAGCUUGCAUCCACACCUUUCCACAGACCACCAACAGAUUUAGUGCCUGCUCUGGAGGAUAAAGAAAAUGUGGCAGCAAGAGAGUGUACCCAUGUGACUUUGGAUUCUCGUGAAGAAAACGUAGAACCCUCAAAAGAGAGAAAGUUCAGUCCAAUUCAAGAGAAAAGCCUAGAGCCAGCAUUCCCUACAGCUGUAUCUUCGGCAUCCCUGCUCCAUGUGAGCCAGCCUGCUGCAGGUGACAUGCUGACCAGUGAGGUAGCACAGAGUCUUGAGGCUUGUAAACUCACAGACCCUAACCUCGCCAUUGCAGAAGAUCCACCAGAUGCCAGCGCUGGGCACCAAGCAGAACGGAUGCAGACUAGUUCACUUGAGAAUGUCUAUGCUCCAAACUUUACUGUUGAGAAUCCAUGGGAUGAUGAGUUGAUUCUCAAACUUUUAUCUGGGCUUUCUAAACCAGUGAGAUCCUAUCCAAAUACUUAUGAAUGGCAGUGUAAACUUCCAGCCAUCAAGCCUAAGACUGAGUUUCAACUGGGUUCCUUGCUGGUCUAUGUCGAUCACCUUCUUGGAGAAGGGGCCUUUGCCCAAGUCUAUGAAGUUACCCAUGGAGAGGUGAAUGAUACCAAAAAUAAACAGAAAUUUGUUUUAAAGGUCCAGAAGCCCGCCAACCCCUGGGAGUUCUACAUUGGGACCCAGCUGAUGGAGAGAUUAAAGCCAAGCAUGCGACACAUGUUCAUCAAAUUCUAUUCUGCCCACUUAUUCCAGAAUGGCAGUGUGUUAGUAGGAGAUCUCUACAGCUAUGGCACGUUGCUAAAUGCUAUUAACCUCUAUAAAAACACCCCAGAAAAAGUGAUGCCUCAAGCUCUAGUCCUCUCCUUUGCGAUCAGGAUGCUCUGCAUGAUUGAACAAGUGCAUGACUGUGAAAUUAUUCAUGGAGACAUUAAGCCAGACAAUUUCAUACUUGGGAGCAGAUUUUUGGAACAGGAUGGUGAAGAUGAUGAUAUAUCUGCUGGCUUGGCACUGAUUGAUCUGGGUCAGAGUAUAGAUAUGAAACUUUUUCCCAAAGGAACUACAUUUACAGGAAAGUGUGAAACAUCUGGUUUUCAGUGUAUUGAGAUGCUCAGUAACAAACCAUGGAACUACCAGAUUGAUUACUUUGGAGUUGCUGCAACAGUGUACUGCAUGCUUUUUGGCACUUACAUGAAAGUGAAAAAUGAAGGAGGAGUCUGGAAGCCUGAAGGGCUUUUUAGGAGGCUUCCUCAUCUGGACAUGUGGAGUGAAUUUUUUCACAUCAUGUUGAACAUACCAGAUUGUCAUAAUCUUCCAUCUUUAGAUUUGUUAAAGCAAAAUCUGAAGAAAACAUUUCAACAACACUAUUCAAGCAAGAUUAAGACCCUACGUAAUAGGCUGAUUGUACUGCUCUUAGAAUAUAAGCGUUCUAGAAAAUAAAAUACGGAUAUUCCCUAAAAAUCACUUUGUAAAUGCUGGCCUGUGCACUCUGACCCUUGUUGUUUUCCACAUUCAUUGUUUAUAUGUUAAAUGUUUCUUAAUAAAGUCCAUAAAAUAUAUGUUUCAAAUAUAAUAAUUUAAUUGUUUCAAAUAUUUCAACAAAGUCUACAACCCGGUAAGGUACCCAGUAGGCUGAUGGGGCACCUCUUGAGAUGCAGGCAUUCAUGAGAAUAAUCUGGAUUUGAACAUUCUCUAAAAUCAUUUUUAAUACUGACCUGUUCACUUUAAGCCAAAAAAGGAGCUAGACAGCUUUUUUCUAAGUUGAGGGUUUGUAUUUGUAUACAAUAAAAAAUUCUUCAAAGAUAUUCAAAGGACUUCAAGUUCUUAUGGAUAAAAUUUGCCUGUUCUUUUUUUCUUUUUUAAGAUUUACUUAUUUAUUUGAGAGAUAAAGCAGGGGGUGAGGUGCAAAGGGAGAGAGAAAGAAUCCUUAAGCAGACUCUCAACUGAGCAGGGAGCCAGCCCCAUAUAGGGCUCAAUCCCAGGACCCUGAGAUCAUGACCUGAGCUGAGAUCAAGAGUCAGACACUUACCGACUGAGCCACCCAGGUGCCCCAAAAUUUGUCUGUUCUUUAUUGUAGCAUUCUUCAGUGCUGUCCCUGGGAAAUAUUACAGGUGUAAAUCUUAAGCUUUUUUAUUUUUAAAAAGUACCAUUCAAAGGAAUAUCUUCCACUUCGAAAACAGUUUUAUAAGCUGUAUAAAUCAUUAAGUACCUCUAAGAUAAUAGCAGCCAACUUAGCAUCAAUUGACUUUUAAAGCUGGAAGGAUCCUAUUCCCUGAACUGAACUUCAUUUCUCCAUCCCUCCCUCCUCUCCUUAGCAUUAUGAAAAGAAAUUGGAGGUAACACCCAAAUCAAGAGCACAGAGUGAACUGCUUCCUCCUCCUUCCCUCACUCCCAGCUACCUGGUGCCCAUGACUAUUUUUUUUUGAUCUUUCCAAAAAUGAUUCUUGCAUAUUUCUGUAUAUUUUUCAUACAACUAGCAUAAUUAACAGUUUUUAAAAUGUAACG
Molecule: messenger RNA, 4408 nt
Organism: Nyctereutes procyonoides (raccoon dog)
Lineage: Eukaryota; Metazoa; Chordata; Mammalia; Carnivora; Canidae
Gene: BUB1
Product: BUB1 mitotic checkpoint serine/threonine kinase
Exons: 25
Coding region: 89-3343 (1084 amino acids)
Biological process (GO): meiotic sister chromatid cohesion, centromeric; mitotic spindle assembly checkpoint signaling; protein phosphorylation
Molecular function (GO): ATP binding; protein kinase activity
Source: RefSeq, a predicted model, not a curated record